Messenger RNA from Drosophila guanche, 7014 nucleotides. RefSeq names its product kinesin-like protein KIF13A (gene Khc-73). Bases 293 to 6217 code for a protein of 1974 amino acids. Gene Ontology annotation, molecular function: microtubule binding; ATP hydrolysis activity; microtubule motor activity. Gene Ontology annotation, cellular component: microtubule; kinesin complex. NCBI's taxonomy places the organism in Eukaryota, Metazoa, Arthropoda, Insecta, Diptera, Drosophilidae. The transcript has 20 exons. The record is from RefSeq and is a predicted model, not a curated record. Gene Ontology annotation, biological process: microtubule-based movement; cytoskeleton-dependent intracellular transport.
GUCACACUGCUAAAAACGACAAACGACAAGACGCGAAAAAUGAAAACGCAAAAUAAAAAAAACAAAUUAAAGUGAAAUUAAACGCAACUACAUCGGAUUACAGAUUGCGUGCGCACGACUCCCCCGAGGACAACCAUCCAGCCAAAAAUAUCCAUAAUAAAGGAGACCCAACUUUGCCGUCCGUAUAGUCCCCUUUGGCGUCGAACGGGGCCAAGUGAGAGUGAGUGGUGCAUGAAUCACCCCCUCGCCCGCAUCAACAUCCACAUCCAUCACCAGCUUCGAAGCCUUCACGAUGUCAAGUGAUAAGAUCAAAGUUGCUGUAAGGGUGCGACCCUUCAAUCGCCGCGAAAUCGAACUGGGUACAAAAUGUAUCGUGGAAAUGGAAAAACAACAGACCAUAUUGCAGAAUCCACCACCAUUGGAGAAAAUCGAAAGAAAACAACCAAAGACAUUUGCAUUCGAUCACUGCUUCUACUCGUUGAACCCGGAGGAUGACAACUUCGCGUCCCAGGAGACGGUGUUCGAUUGCGUGGGACGUGACAUACUGGACAAUGCAUUCCAGGGCUACAAUGCGUGCAUAUUCGCUUAUGGUCAGACAGGGUCCGGCAAGUCCUAUACGAUGAUGGGCUCUCAGGAGAACAAGGGCAUUAUACCGCGCCUGUGUGAUAAGCUCUUCUCGGCCAUUGCGAACAAGUCGACGCCCGAGCUGAUGUACAAAGUGGAGGUCUCCUACAUGGAGAUCUACAACGAGAAGGUCCACGAUCUGCUCGACCCUAAACCAAACAAGCAGUCGCUAAAGGUGCGCGAGCACAACGUGAUGGGUCCCUAUGUCGAUGGGUUGUCGCAGCUGGCCGUGGCAUCCUACCAGGACAUCGACAACCUCAUGACCGAGGGCAACAAGUCCCGGACGGUGGCGGCCACCAACAUGAAUGCCGAGUCUUCGCGUUCCCAUGCCGUCUUCUCGGUAGUGCUCACCCAAAUACUCACGGAUCAGGCAACGGGCGUCAGCGGGGAGAAGGUCUCUCGGAUGUCCCUCGUAGACUUGGCUGGCUCCGAGCGUGCCGUGAAGACGGGAGCUGUCGGCGAUCGUCUCAAGGAGGGUUCCAACAUCAACAAAUCUCUGACCACGCUUGGCCUGGUCAUCUCCAAGCUGGCCGAUCAGACAAACGGCAAGAGGAGUGGAAACGACAAGUUUGUGCCCUAUCGGGACUCUGUGCUCACCUGGCUGCUGAAGGACAAUCUGGGCGGCAACUCCAGGACCGUAAUGGUGGCCACAAUCUCGCCGUCGGCGGACAACUACGAGGAGACGCUGUCCACGCUGCGCUAUGCGGAUCGGGCCAAACGCAUCGUCAACCACGCCGUGGUCAAUGAAGAUCCCAAUGCCAGGAUUAUUCGGGAGCUGCGACACGAGGUGGAGACGCUGAGGAGCAUGCUGAAGCACGCCACGGGAUCGCCAGUGGGCGAUGUGCAGGAUAAGCUUGCCGAGAGCGAAAAUUUAAUGAAGCAGAUCUCCCAGACCUGGGAGGAGAAACUGGUCAAAACGGAGCGCAUCCAGAACGAGCGACAGCAGGCCCUGGAGAAAAUGGGCAUUAGUGUGCAGGCCAGCGGCAUCAAGGUGGAGAAGAAUAAGUACUACUUGGUCAAUUUGAAUGCAGAUCCGUCCCUCAAUGAGCUUCUGGUUUACUACCUAAAGGAACGGACGCUGAUUGGCGGUCGCAGCAUAAGCGGACAGCAGCCCGAUAUACAACUCUCGGGGCUGGGGAUUCAACCGGAGCACUGUGUAAUCACAAUUGAGGACAGCGGGCUGUAUAUGGAGCCCGUACAGGGAGCACGUUGCUUUGUCAACGGAUCGGCGGCCGUGGAAAAGACUCCGCUGCAGAACGGCGAUCGCAUCCUGUGGGGAAAUCAUCAUUUCUUCCGCGUCAACUCGCCAAAAAGCAACAACACGAGCAUGUGCGCCUCGGAACCACAGACGCCGGCCCAGCUGAUCGACUACAACUUUGCGCGAGAUGAGAUUAUGCAGAACGAGCUGAGCAACGACCCCAUCCAGACGGCCAUUGCUCGGCUGGAGCGCCAGCAUGAGGAAGAUAAGCAGGUGGCGCUCGAGAAGCAGCGGCAGGAGUACGAGCGUCAGUUCCAGCAACUGCGUAACAUUCUGUCGCCCAGCACACCCUAUGCUCCAUAUGCCCCCUACGAUCCGCUGCGCAUGGGCAAGAUAACCCCGAAUACGCCGACCUCCCAGAUGCGUGUCGAGAAGUGGGCACAGGAGCGAGAUGAAAUGUUCCGACGUUCGCUUGGGCAGCUGAAAACAGACAUCAUGCGAGCCAAUUCCCUGGUGCAGGAGGCAAACUUCCUGGCAGAGGAAAUGGAGAAGAAGACAAAGUUCUCGGUAACCCUGCAAAUACCGCCGGCCAACCUGAGUCCCAACAGGAGGCGGGGGGCCUUUGUUAGCGAACCCGCGAUUCUGGUAAAGCGCACAAAUUCCGGUAGCCAGAUAUGGACGAUGGAGAAGCUGGAGAAUAAACUGAUCGACAUGCGGGAGAUGUACCAGGAGCACAAGGAGCGCGUGCUCAACGGAUUGCCCCUUGUAGAGCAAUUCUCAGACGAUGAAUACGACGACAAGGAUGACGACAAUGCCAAGCCGCAGGAUCCGUUCUACGAGUCGCAGGAGAACCACAAUCUCAUUGGCGUGGCCAACAUAUUCCUGGAGGUGCUCUUCCACGAUGUCAAGCUAGACUACCACACGCCCAUCAUCAGCCAACAGGGAGAGGUGGCUGGUCGCCUACAGGUGGAGGUGGAGCGCAUAGCCGGCCAGAUGCCACAGGAUCGCAUGUGCGAAUCAGUUUCGGAGUCCUCGGAGAACUCACGCGACGAGUACGAUGACCCUGUCGAUCCCUCCGCCAACCAGAUCACGUGUCGCGUCACCAUCAAAUGCGCCACGGGCUUGCCCCUGUCGCUCUCCAACUUUGUGUUCUGCCAGUACACGUUCUGGGGCCACCAGGAGAUGGUGGUGCCCGUGAUCAAUGCCGAGACCACGGCCCACGAUCAGAAUAUGGUAUUCAGAUUCGAGCACACCAAGGACUUCACGGUCACCAUCAACGAGGAGUUCCUCGAGCACUGCAUCGAGGGAGCCUUGUCUAUUGAGGUCUGGGGGCAUCGCAGUGCCGGCUUCUCAAGGACCAAGGGCUGGGAGGUUGAGCAGCAGCAGGCCAAGGCCCGUUCCUUGGUCGAUCGCUGGGCGGAGCUGUCGCGUAAAAUCGAGUUGUGGGUGGAGAUCCACGAGCUGAACGACAGCGGCGAGUACUCGCCCGUUGAGGUGACCAAUCGCAACGAGGUUCUGACCGGUGGCAUCUACCAGCUGCGCCAAGGUCAGCAGCGGCGGGUCAAUGUGCGCGUGAAGCCCGUCCAGAACUCGGGCACGCUGCCCAUAAUCUGCCAGUCGAUUGUGAACGUGGCUAUUGGCAGCGUGACGGUUCGAUCGCGGCUGCAGCGGCCACUUGACUCGUAUCAGGAGGAAGAUCUCACAGUCUUGCGUGAGAAGUGGAGCGAGGCGCUGGGACGCCGCCGCCAGUACCUGGACCAGCAGAUCCAGAUGCUGAUCAAGAAGGAGGAGAAGAAUGAGCAGGAGCGGGAGCGAGAGCUGAGCUUGGUGCAUCAGUGGGUCUCCUUGACGGAGGAACGCAACGCAGUGCUGGUGCCGGCACCCGGCUCGGGCAUACCUGGUGCCCCUGCCUCCUGGGAGCCACCUUCUGGCAUGGAGCCACAUGUGCCCGUUCUCUUUCUAAACCUGAAUGGCGACGAUUUGUCUGCCCAGAAUACAAAUGACGAACUCUCCAUUGCGGGAAUCAAUUCAAUUCUCUCCAAGGAGCAUGGCCAUAAAUUCUACACGCUGCAGAUCCUGCAGCAUCUGGAUAAGGAUGUGUGCUGUGUGGCCAGCUGGGACUCGUCCAUGCACGAUAGCCAAGCCCUCAAUCGCGUCACCGAGGCCAACGAACGUGUCUAUCUCAUUCUGCGCACCACAGUGCGUCUCUCGCAUCCGGCCCCCAUGGAUCUGGUGCUGCGGAAGCGCCUCAGCAUCAACAUCAAGAAAGGACAGACGCUGACAGAUCGUCUCAAGAAGUUUCGACUUGUGCGGGGUGAGAACGCCAUUUGGCAGAGUGGCGUUACCUACGAGGUGGUCUCCAACAUUCCGAAGGCCUCCGAAGAGCUUGAGGACCGCGAGUCGCUAGCACAGCUAGCGGCCAGCGGAGAUGAUUGCUCGGCCAGCGAUGGCGAGACCUACAUAGAAAAAUACACGCGGGGCGUUUCGGCAGUAGAGAGCAUCCUGACCCUGGAUCGGCUGCGGCAGAAUGUGGCCGUCAAGGAACUGGAGACAGCCCAUGGCCAGCCGCUGUCCAUGCGCAAGACCGUCAGUGUGCCGAACUUUUCGCAGGCGGUCAAAGACACCACUAAUGGGAGUAAACUCAUGAAUAAACUCACGCAGAUCAUGCGCUUUGAUGCAUCGAUGGAGUCUCUGCUAAAUGUGGGACGAUCCGAGUCUUUUGCCGAUCUCAACAACAGUGCCCUGGGCAAUAAGUUUACGCCAGUUCACAGUGGAGGAGGAGGCGGCGGAGCCGCCAACGGAGUCAUCCGCAACCGACACAGCUUCGGUGGUAAGGGCAGCAGCGACGAUUCUCCUGGAAAAGCCUUCGGCAUUGGCUCUAUAUCUCUGCUGUCAGCGCGUCCAACGUUUUUGAAUCUCAAUUUAAACUUGAACACAUUGAGAAUUGCGCCAACGAAACCAUCGCCGGCCACCAGCAAGCUGCUGGGCAUGCGCAUGACCACGUUGCAUGAGGAGCCCCUGGGCGGACAUCGCUCGCUGGACGAGGAGCCCGAGGACAGCUACAGCGACUCGGAAUAUGCUGCAGAAUAUGAGCAGGAGCGCCAGCAGAACAGGAGCCUGGCCACAAGGUCACGCCUCACGGCUUCGAAGACCAUGGACUCGUUCAUGGAUGUCAGCAGCCACUCGACGACCAACAGCUACUUGAGCUACACGUCGAGCGCCAAUGCGAAUAUGAAGCACUUGACCGGCCUGGCUACGCUAAGCAUGAGCUCGUCCACCAGCAGUGGCUAUGGCUCCCAGGCCGUGUCCUGUAACAAUCUGAGCAACGAGGACAUAACUUCCAUGCGUUCCAUGAGCAUUGACGAGACUCCAGAUUUUGAUCGUGUCAACUCUAAUUCGCCACCAAAUCGUCAAGCUCGAGUCAACCCCUUCCUCAAGGAUAUGCCAAAAGCCAAAACUCAAGAGCCAGCCGAGCUAGAGCUCCAAGCAAAGACGCUGCAGGAGGCUUUCACACACCCAUUGGAGCAGCCAGAAUCGAAGGAAGCCGCCAAAAGUGAUAACGACGAGUGCGAGCAGGUUCCCAAACGUAAAAUUAACAACAACAACAACGAUACCAAUGUCAAAGAGCAGCCACAACAGAAAUCCGAUCAAGAACUUCACGAGGCAGUGGAAGAGGAGCGAGAGCAGAGACACGAAUCUGCAGAGGAACCAGAGCUCUCUACAGAUAAUCAGAACGGCAACCAAUCGCUGAACGAGGCUACACACAAUUUUUCAGAGCAGAGCAUUGAGGGCGAUGGCAUCGUCAGAGAAGAAUUACCUGCUGGCAAAGUAAUGCGUCGCAAAAAGUCCAACACGCAGCCACCGAACAACAUUGGGACCAGUAGCAACAACAACAAUAAUAACAGUACGAGCCAAACGCCACGCAUUAACCAGCGUGCCUCAGUGGCCAAAAUGGAAGGCUUGGCAGCGUACAUGGACCCCAGCAUUAUGUCCAGCAGCACAGAAGUCGAGGACGACGGAAAGGAUAUGGUACAUCUGACGCUGCCUGAUUGGAUUGUGGUGGGCGAAUCGGUGUUGAUUCGACCGUCCAACGCCAGCGGCGUCAUACGGUAUGUGGGUACCACACACUUUCAGGCAGGCGCCUGGGUUGGCGUGGAACUGGACACGCCCACAGGAAAAAACGAUGGCACCAUGGAGGGCAUACAGUAUUUCCAGUGCAAGCCGAAGUACGGCAAGUUUGUGCGACCUGACAAGCUGCAGCAGGACAAACGCGGCAAGGCGAUGCGGGCCUACAAGGCUGCGGAGAAGAGCAACAGCAUCAGCAAAGAAAUGAGCAGCUCGAUGACACGCUCCAAGAGCCGCGGCGACUCGCUAAAUGUGUCGGCGCGAAAAUGAUUGUACCCAAAGUGUUCGCAUCAGUUGCAGCGUUGGACUAAUUGCAGGCAAUCGACACUGGUCACAGGCGCUGUCAGCCAGCCAGCGACCGCGACAUGCCACAGAUUGCGUGCAACCAGCAGCGCUGCAGAUGCGAACAGUCAUGGCAAAAAGUGCUAUGCCAAUCGACGCUCGACGGCCUUCUAAGGCUGCCACCAAUGAUGACACCCGAUGACAGAUAAUGACGAUGACGAAGUUGAUGACAAGGUCAUCUAGCAACGAACAAUGCGGAGCAUAAUCCACAUGCCAACCAUUUACUAGCUUACUUAACUAUUCUCUCACCACGCCGCAAAUGAAAUGCCGUACACUUAACCCCCGCGCUUAUCUAAGUAGUUUAAGGCGGUGUCUACAGAAGAACGAACUAAAUACUAAUCUAUGUAGCUAAACUAAACUAAGCCUGGCAGGGCGUCUUCGUUUUCGUUCGCGUUCGAGUUGUUGCAAUACCACGAGCACUUGGGCACGAGCAAAAUCUAAAUGUGUAGCGUACUCGUAUUUUUUUGGAGUAAUGUAUGUAUGUAAAGUGUGCAAUGUCUUCAGAUUCAGAUAAGUUUAUGUCGUCGUUUAUUGCUCGUCUCACCGAUUUUACGAUGGAGCGCGUUUGAUUAUGAUUAUUAUUGAAUUGUUUGAAAUACUAUACAUAUUUUUGUAAUGGUCCUUUGCCUUUAGUUUAGUUCAAUUGUUUUUAUGUCGAUGUGACUUGGUUUAUGAUGAGCUUAUAUUUUUAAUUGUUAUUAACUCUAUAUAUGUAUAUCAAAUUU